This is a messenger RNA of Hippopotamus amphibius kiboko, 2627 nucleotides long. It is a transcript of the gene PEX11G, whose product is annotated as peroxisomal biogenesis factor 11 gamma. Bases 19 to 744 code for a protein of 241 amino acids. The record is from RefSeq and is a predicted model, not a curated record. NCBI's taxonomy places the organism in Eukaryota, Metazoa, Chordata, Mammalia, Artiodactyla, Hippopotamidae. The transcript has 5 exons. Gene Ontology annotation, biological process: peroxisome fission. Gene Ontology annotation, cellular component: peroxisomal membrane.
CGUCACGGCGGAGUCGCCAUGGUGUCCCUGUGCGGCCUGGCUUCGGCGCUGGAGUCUUACAGGGGCCGCGACCGCCUGAUCCGAACGCUGGGGUACUGCUGCCAGCUGGUGGGCGGGGUCCUGGUGGAACAAUGUCCUGCCGCCGGGUCAGAAGUGGGGACGCGCCUGCUGGCACUGUCUUCCCAACUCAGCCACUGCAGGACCAUCCUGCGACUCUUUGAUGACAUGCCCAUGUUUGUCUACACUAAGCAGUACGGCCUGGGGGCAGAGGAGGAGGACAUCUUUGUCCGCUGUGUGUCUGUCCUGGGCAACCUGGCCGACCAGCUCUACUACCCCUGUGAGCACGUCGCCUGGGCUGCUGAUGCCAAAAUCCUCCACGUGGACUCUGCCCGGUGGUGGACACUGAGCACAGCCCUCUGGGGCCUCUCCCUGCUCCUGGGGAUUGCUAGGUCCCUGUGGAUGGUCCUGAAGCUGAGACAGAGGCCGAGGAGCCCCCCGGCAGCCUCCACCAGCCGGCUGCCCCGGGGCAAGCAGAGGGCCGUGGAGGCCCAGAUCUGGUCGGAGGCACUGACUCUCCUGAGCAACCUGGCCGACCUGGCCAACGCGGUGCACUGGCUGCCUCCCGGCGUCCUGUGGGCCGGCCGCUUCCCUCCGUGGCUGGUGGGCCUCCUGGGCACCGUCUCCUCCCUCCUCAGCGUGUACCAGGCAGUCCGGGCCGGCAGCCAGACUGAUGCCGCCCCCUGAUGGACCAGGGAGCCAGAACCCCAAUAGGGGCCCUUCCCUUGGAGCAGUGAUUGCCCGGGAGGGGCCGGAUCUUUAAUCAAGCAGAUCAAGGCCAGGUGCAGGGAGGCCCAGCCAGAGGAAUGCACAGAGCAGCCUGGGGCAUGAGCCCCGGACGGUGGGCGUGUGGGGGGCGAGGUCCCCCAGGCCCAGCCUCUGUGGGGGCGGAGCGGGAAGACCCUGAGACUCACUCGGGUGCAGAGGAACAGGCCCCCGCAGGCCAGAGCCCUCCAUCCAGUAGAGGCCAGCAGAGCAGCUGGUCGGGAUGGAGAGCACCAGGGGGCCCUGAGGAACGUGAAAUAAGAAUCAAUUAAAUGCGGUGGUUCCAGUGCCAGGCCAGAUGUGAGAGCUUAUUCCUAAUUCCCCCCACCCCCUCUUGUCUGCUCACUCGCACGCCCUCUCCCCCCAGCAGGCGGGGGUGCCACAGGCCUUAUUUUAGGGAGGGUGCUCAGGUGCCCACUGUGGGCCUGGGUUCAGCCUCCUGCGGGCUGGCUGGGGUGGGAAGUCACACCUCCCCGCCCGCCUUCCGGAGCAUCCUUGUCCGGUGGUCCCCUCCAACGCUGCAGGUGCGGCCCGCGGACCCGGAGCGGCCUUCAGCCCAGGGGGCCGGUCCUCUCUCCCCGUGGGCUUGGGCACCCCGGCCAUGGAUGCUGCCUCCGCCAGGCUGUGCCCGCGUCUCGAGCUCCUGGGCGUUGCGAGGUUGCUGUCGUGGCCGAAGCAUCCCACAGCCAUGGCUCGGACACAGGGCUGGCCUGAGCAUUUCAUGGGCUCCGAGCAUCUCUGGAGAUGCCCGAGUCUCUCGCCUCCCAGCUUGUGAAGAACAUGGCAGGCAGGACGGGACGAGCUUGUUUUCGUCUGAGGUUGGAGAGGCAGCACGUGGCCUCGGGCGGCUCCGGUGGGCAGUGGGCGGCCCACCCCUGCCCCUCGCUCUUGCUGCGCCCUGUGACCCUCCAGGUGUGAGUCCUGGUGGGAAAGGGGAGGGAAUAGCGCUCUGUCCCUCACAGCUCACAAGCACCCGGAAGAACCAAUGAACUGGCCAUGUUGAAGGUCCCUGCAGCCUCCUGUUCUUCCAACCACAUUUUGUUCUUUUACAAAGAAGGUACUUGGCCGGGAACAGCUGGGUUGUGGGGCUGCUCAGGGUCACAUAGGACGCAGGGACCCCGCCUGGCCCAUCCAGCAGCUGGAGGGGGGUCUCCCUCUGGCCUAGGGGAGGGGGAGAGAGGAGGGAGGGGGGUCCUCUUCCCUCUCGUAAAGGGGGGCAUGCUUCGCGUUCCCAGCACCCAGGGGCACCCGUGCGAUUAGGGUGCGGGUCAGAGCAGCACUGCCUACCUGUCUGAAGACUCAAGUGAGUUAACACCUGUAAAGCAGUGUGUUUGUCAGGGGACCACGUGAACGCCUGGAAGUGUAACACGGCAGGUCACAGGUACCCCAGGAGGCUGGCGUCCCUGCAGGCCUGGACAGCAGAGCUGGCUGGGCAAGUGAGGAGCCACCUCUGCCUGUUGUGUGGCCACGCCCCCUGUCCCGUGCCCUUCUCUGGGCUUGAAGCUCAUCUACAGGUUGGGGUGAAGCAAGACAAUUCCAGGGGAUUGGGUCCCAAAGGAUCUCCAGCUGUUCUGCAGGACAUGGGGAGUGCAUGCGCGGUGGACUCUGCUCCCUCAGGGAGCAGGGAGGCUGAGGGGCCCCCCUUGUCAAGGAGGCUGACACCCCAGGACUGCCGGGGCGGCCUAAGUGGGAGGGGACCCAGCCAGGGCUGGAGGGCUUGGCAGCAUUCUCUGCACCAUGGCCUUGUUACAGGGCUGCUUCCUCUGGGGGCCACCACAGCCACCUUGGCACUGCCACUGCCUCCA